UCGAGCUCAUUUGAAAAUUUCAAUUUCCCGAGAGCGGUUGCGGUCGAAACGGCUCCUGAGUCCAUCCGAAUUUAAAUCGCAUCCAGCCAAGGAGGUCCUGCAUUUUGUCGUGGAACUUAAAUCCGAGUUCGAAUCGAAGCGCAGUGGUGGUUUCUCUCUCUCUCUCCCCGCGUGUGUGUAUGUGUGCGAGUGGCAGGAAAAGUGCGAAGCCGAAAUCUGUUAGCUGAAAGAAAGCGCAACUUCAAUUAGCAAAAGCAAAAGUAGUAAAAGAAAAGUAAGAAAAAAAAUUAAAAAUAAUGGCAAGCGAAGUGGCCCAAAUACCCGCCGAGGAAACGCCCGCAGUGGCGGCGUCGGAAAAGUCAGAGGAGCCGGAAAAAUCGGCAGCCCCGCCAGCGGAUUCUGCGGCGGCUCCAGCUGCCGCCCCCGCAGUGGAGAAGGCGGAGGAGUCUGCUGAGGACAAGAAGGACGAGACCGGAAAACAGCAGGAAAACAACGAUGAGGCCAAGAAGGAUGAGGCGGUGGCCGCUCCAGCCGCUGCCAAAUCGGAAGCCCCGCCCGCCCAGAAAUUCAAUGUGCACAAGACCAACUUCGAGAAGGACAUCAUCUAUCUGUACCAGUUCUCCCGCACCCCGCUGCUGCCCUCUUUAUCGCCCUAUUGCUUAAAGGUGGAGACCUGGCUGCGUCUUGUGGGUCUGAAAUACGAGAAUGUCGAUCAUAAGAUGCGUUUCCGCUCCAAGAAGGGUCAACUGCCUUUCAUCGAGCUGAAUGGAGAGGAGAUCGCCGAUUCGGCCAUUAUCAUCAAGGAACUGUCGUCCAAGUACGAAAAGAAUCUGGACUCGGGACUCACCGCCGAGCAGAGGAACGUGUCGUACGCCACGAUUGCCAUGUUGGAGAACCAUCUCAUCUGGAUCAUCUUCUACUGGCGCGCCAAAUAUCCGGACAAUGUGCUCAAGGGCUACAAGGUCAACUUGCAGCACGCCCUCGGCCUGCGGCUGCCCAACUCGAUUCUGAACUUCUUCUUUAAGAUCACCUUUGGUCGCAAGUGGUUCCAGGGCACGAAGAAGCUGAAGGCGCAUGGCAUCGGCGUUCACAGCGCCGAGGAGAUCGAGGAGUUCGGCAAGAACGAUCUGAAGGUGCUCAGCGAGAUGCUCGACUGCAAGCCGUUCUUCUUCGGCGACGAGCCCACCACCCUGGACGUGGUGGCCUUUGCGGUCCUCUCGCAGCUCCACUAUCUGUCCAAGGACAUUGCGUAUCCGCUGCGCGACUACAUGACCGAGAAGUGCCCCAACUUGAUUGGCCACGUUUCGCGCAUGAAGGACAAGUGCUUCCCCGACUGGGACGAGAUCUGCACGAAGCUGGACCUCAAUGCGCACAUUCCCAAGCCAGAGCCAGAGACCAAGGAGGGCAAGGAAGGUGGCGAGCAGGAGAAAUCAAAUGAGCAGGAGGGCACUGAAGGCGAUAAGAUCGAGAAGGAGUUGGAGAAGGACAAGUCAAACGAGAAGGAGUCGACCGAGGAGAACAAAGAGAAGGAGGAAACAAAGUAAAUUCGCCGUUAGUUAUAUGCGUACAUAUAUCUAGUAUAUGUGUAUGAUCGAAGGAAACAAAAACACCCACAUACACACACAUUAUAUAUAUAUACAUAUGUAGUACGAUACUAUAUAGUAAGGCCCUAUAUAGCUAGGCGCUGCGCUCUCAUAUAUAAGCAUUCAGACAUCAGAAAACCACUCGAAAAACUAAAAAAAAAAAAACAACAUUAAGAAAACACCCAUUUACAAAACUAGGACAACUGUAAAGCAAAAGCAGGCAAAACCAUCAGCAAGAGAACGAUCCACUAAGUAAUGAGAAAAACAAAAAAGCAUAUACAAUAACGUAACGUAAAAACUUUGGACAUCUUUUUUUAUAUAUUUACACGAUGACGUUUGUAUUACAAGAACAAGAAACAAAAAGCAAAAAAUUCAAGAAAACGCAAAAAAAAAAAACGUAAAAACCAUUUAGUAUAAAAUUAUAAAAGUUUAUACGUAUAAAUAUUAAGAAGAUGAAUGAAAGCGAUGAGAGCGGGGGAGAAAUUAUAAAAAAUUAGUUAAAGAACUCGAUUAAAACAAAGAACAAAGAACAAGUGAGCAAAACGUGAGUAAAAAGAGUGAAGCCAGAUAGGAGGAAAAGUUAGGAAGGUGUAGAACAGCAUACAAUACGCAUUAAUCAUUAGUUUUCAUUCAAAAGCGAUCUAUAUAAUACACUCAUUCACACACACUCACUCACUCACUCUCACAGACACUCUCACACACACAUAUAGCAUAUGCAGCAACAAUUGCAACUCGAUGGUAUUGUUUACUCUUCCAAAAUUGAUUAAGCUUAAAGUAAAGGAAAGGAUCCGCAACCAGUACGAUAGGAGGAUAUGAUAUGACAUUUAGUGAUGGUUAGUUGGGAUGACAUGCAAUGGGAAUGAGAAUGAGAAUGGUAUAGGAAUGAUAUAACGGAAUGACGGCAAUUAAGUUUAUUUUUUAUAUAUAUAUGAUUGCAAAUAGUAAUUUUGAUUCUCGUGUGCAAAUAAUUAAACAAAGCGGAUAAAAUUUAUUACUUAUAAUUAUAUACAUAAACCUUAUAUACGCCCAUUAUGCAUAAAGAUGUGUAAAAAACAAAACAAAACAAAACAAACAACAAAACAUAAAAACUGUAUGUUGGUUCUUUUAUUAUAUUAUAUAUUAUUUCUAUAAAUAUUAUUGUAAUUGUAUGUGUAUUAUGAUUUUGCUAACCAAAAUCCCCAUUGUAUGAGAUGUUCAGAGCGUUGAUCCAUCGGUGUUUCACCCCCAUACACAAAAAACAAACCAAUUCGAACCAAAAACAAAUACUCGGCCAUCCAUACGAAACAAAAUUUACCAUUUAAUUUGUACGAAUUUGUGUAACUACUUAUGUAUAUUCUUUUGGUACGUCCACUGAAACAAAAUUAUGUACGCCUCAAUUAUUUUUUCUACUGUCUUGUGUUUUAUACAAUUUAAUUUAAUGAUAUUGAUUAUGCAAAUAUAUAUAUAAAUAUAAACAUAAUUUCUACUGUAAUUAAAAACGCUGCAGACAACAAAAACAAACGACAAACUCAUAGAAAACACAACAAACAUCAAAGGAGAAGACGGAGCGGAAGAACUGGAAGAAUUCUCCGCGGGGAGAUCACUCUCCCCUCUCGUUCUCCUAAUCUAACACUUUCUCCCUUAUCCAGUCGGCCGCCUCUCAUUCAUUCACGGAUUCCUCUGUGUUUAUUGUUUUCCUUUUUUUUUUUUUUUAACUUCUCAUAAAAUAAAAAAGUCAUCAGCCACAGAUGGGAGAAUGAAUGAAAUCUUUUAUUAGGGUAAAACUCACACAACUAAGAAAUACGAAAAAAAAAAAAUCGAAAACGAA
Messenger RNA from Drosophila ficusphila, 3390 nucleotides. RefSeq names its product failed axon connections (gene fax). Gene Ontology annotation, cellular component: cytoplasm. The transcript has 5 exons. The record is from RefSeq and is a predicted model, not a curated record. NCBI's taxonomy places the organism in Eukaryota, Metazoa, Arthropoda, Insecta, Diptera, Drosophilidae. Bases 297 to 1544 code for a protein of 415 amino acids.